Gigantopelta aegis is the source of this 699-nucleotide messenger RNA. RefSeq lists its product as uncharacterized. Bases 1 to 699 code for a protein of 232 amino acids. Gene Ontology annotation, molecular function: nucleic acid binding. The transcript has a single exon. Lineage: Eukaryota; Metazoa; Mollusca; Gastropoda; Neomphalida; Peltospiridae. The record is from RefSeq and is a predicted model, not a curated record.
AUGGAAAGAAUUGAUGCAAGUGUUAGGAUCCACUCGUAUUCGAACUACUGCCUAUCAUCCAUGUGCAAAUGUUUGGUAGAGCGGUUUCAUCGACAACUGAAAUCAUCCCUCCGUACAGAUUCGUCUGCUAACUGGGUUGACUCGCUACCUCUCAUUCUACUUGGUGUGCGUACUGCCCUUAAGGAAGACAUUGGUGCCUGUACAGCAGAACUGGUAUAUGGAACGACCCUUCGCAUUCCAGGAGCAUUUUUCACCUCUUUAACAAACACUCACAUCACAGACAACCCUGCCAACUGUGUUGUCAAACUCAAAGACAUUUUCCGAGAUCUCAAAGCAAAUUUACCUCGUCCACACAACCAGAGAGUAUUUGUCCAUAAAGACCUCAAGACAUCAAGUCAUGUUUUUCUACGCCAUGAUGCUGUACGCAAGCCGUUGCAACCACCUUACGAUGGGCCAUACAAGGUUCUCAAGCGCGCUGACAAACAUUUCACCAUUGCAGUCAAAGGAAAGAAUGAAGUUGUCUCCAUUGAUCGAUUGAAACCGGCAUACCUUGAUUGUAAGAAUCUCGAUGACAGUCGUCCAAUUGAUUUUGCCAAACCCUUUAUACCUACCCCUCCCUCCUCUGUUACCCUUCCCUCUCCCUCUAGGGUUACUCGCUCUGGGCGCCAUGUUAGGUUCCCCAACAGACUGGACAUGUGA